This is a messenger RNA of Aphanomyces invadans, 2192 nucleotides long. RefSeq lists its product as hypothetical. Gene Ontology annotation, cellular component: endoplasmic reticulum. The transcript has 4 exons. The record is from RefSeq and is a predicted model, not a curated record. The coding region runs from base 395 to 2077 and encodes 560 amino acids. Gene Ontology annotation, molecular function: lipid binding; metal ion binding. Lineage: Eukaryota; Oomycota; Saprolegniomycetes; Saprolegniales; Verrucalvaceae.
UGGAAGUCACGAUGAUUUUAUUGAUUUUUCGAUUGACGACCGAAACGCUUGACCUGCAUCGCGAUGGCGGCGCUGUUUGGACCGCUCCCUGCCGUGAAUCGGGAAGCGUUCAAGUGGGUGCCGGACAAAGACACUGCGAAGUGCAUGAAUUGCCAUGCAGAUUUCUCCAUGAUUCAUCGCAAGCACCAUUGCCGUCGUUGCGGCCACGUCGUGUGCUCCAACUGUUCGCCCAACAUGCGCCGCAUGUCUCCCCAAGAUCCAUUUGUACGUUUUCCCAACAGCAUGGGACUCGAUCGUGUGAUAUUGGAUCCGAAGACGUUGACAUCAUGCCGCAUAGCCAGUUCGGGUGUGCAAUCCUUGCUACACGGCACUCGACGAACACUUGACGUCGACGAUGGAAUGGUCGGGCAUGUCUGGGCACACACCUACAGAAGCAGAACGGACGCCGGACCCCGUGGCAAACGCCGGGCGCGUGCGCAUAGGACAGCUCUAUGUCAAGGUCGUCGAGGCGAUCGGGUUACCGUCCAAGGAUGUGAUUGCCAACUCGAUCACGAGCGACCCAUUUGUCAAACUCACGUUGACCGGCCGGUGGUCUCAUGGCCAGGAAUGGUCCAAGGAGCUUCAAGCUACAAAGCUUACCAAGCGCAAGAGCCGCACGCUCAACCCUCGAUGGCAUGAAACGUUUGUCUUCAACGUGUGCGCACCGGGGGCAGAGCUCCUUCUCGAAGUGUUUAACGCCGGCCAACUCACGCAGCAAGCGACCAAACUCGGGCAGGUGACGGUGCCGCUUGUCGACCUAAUGGACCAGCGGCGCCACAACAAAUGGCUCGACUUACAGCUACCGCCGACGCUGCAUCGCCACGGCCUCAACAACGACGCGCGAGCGGGUCGCAUCCACGUACUGCUCCACUACAAGUUCGCGCGCGUCGCGGAGUUCUUGUCCCAUUUUAUGGCGGAAGAGCGAUACACUGCGCCUUGGCCACCGUUCAAAGCCGCCAUCUUGUACAACAACUUUUGGAUUUUACUCGAUGACUUGUGGCCGUACUUGGAGGUUAUCUGGAGCAUCUCACCGACGCUGAAUUGGGACCAUCCGUCGCGGUCAAGCUUUGUCCUGCUUGCGAUCCUCUGGAUGUGUCUGUACAUAACAUGGGUGCCCGUGCUUCUCCACGUCGCGAUGAUCGGCAUGACCAUCAAAAACUUGUGUGUCAUGUCAGUGAAGCAGGCGGCAGUCGAUUCCUCUGUCCCCACGGUGCCCAUUCUGCAACACUCGAUAUCCACUCCAUUGUCAAUUGCGUCAACAACAGUGACAGGAGCAACUUCAUCAUCCGUCGGGACCACGUCUAACACAUCGGCAGUGGGCACUGGUGGUACUUCUCUGACGACCUCCAGUAGCGCAAUGGGGGGUAGUGCAGGGAGCUCAACGUCCACGCUGGCGUCGUCGUCGUCCAUGGAUGGAAGCAAUCACCAUGACGAACCCCCGCGAGUGUACUCACUUCCUCAAGGGUUCCACCACAUCACGGACAAAAUGGCUCAGGUUACAACGGAUGCCGAGACGAAGAUGACCCUCCAGCGAGUGCAGAACAACAUGGCGUGGUGGUCGGGCGUGAUCAAGGCAAUCGAACUCAUGUUUUCGUGGGAAGACUUCUUUUACACGUUGCAAAUCUUGAUUGCACUCAUCGUGAGUUGCAUCUUGCAUGUGCUCAUACCGAACCAGUACCUCCUCAUGGUUCUCGUCGUGUAUCUGUUUACAAUGUGGACGGUGCCGUUCGGACUCAUUACGCGGAUGAUCUAUGGGCUCAAGCAAGCCUUGUCAUCUCUUCUGCAUCAACAGCGGCUUCGCGCUCACCAUGAAAAGACCAUGGAAUCAAGUCGAAGCGCCGCAGCGGCUGCAGCAGCUGCCUCGACUGGUGGGCCAUUCAUGGAUACCCCUGGAAGCAGCAGUCGAUCUCGGCGAGGGCUGAGCAUGAGCCGCAAUGAAGUCGUGUCCAGGAAUGAGCAUCGCUUUGGCGCCGCCGCCACGGCGUUGUCCCGUCGAUUUGUUGAAGAAAUGAACAAUGGGAGCUCAUCAGCCAGGUGAUAGAUGGAAGGUCCCUCGUUUUAGUGACUUGUUGGUUCGGCCAAUCAAGUCCAGAAGUCAUUAAACCGAGGGUAAUAGCUAAGAUAUUUCGCGCGCAAAUUUGAAUUGCACAUUG